GUAAAAGGGGCAUGUCGCUUUCACUCCACCCCCAAUGCAGAUGAUAUAAAGAUGCUGACAUCAGCCACCAACUGCAUCACUCCUUUCACCUCUGACUGCUGUGGAACAUUCAAGGCUAACAAUGAGCAGGAACUACUUGUCCAAAAAUGACGAGCUCCGCAAGGGAGACUCCCUCUUUUCCAACAACAGGGAGUGGAAGGCAGUUUUCCAGAAUGAUGGUAACUUUGCCAUCUAUGGCUGGAAGCCUGUGUGGGCUUCAGACACUGCUGGAUCGGAUGCUGUCCGCGUGUGCAUGCAGGCUGACUGCAACCUGGUCAUGUACAAUGCAUGUGACAAGCCGAGGUGGCACACAAACUCUGCCAAAGAUUGCUGCAACAUGUGCCGCCUUCAGCUGACUGAUGAUGGAAAACUGGUGGUUUACAGAGAAGGUCAAGAAAUCUGGAGCUCUGCCGACUCCAAGGGCAUGAAAUGAUGAUUUAACGUGGCUUCUGAGUGCUUUGCAAUUGAAAAUCGUCAUAAAUGUCAUCUUGUAUUAACUCUGCAUUGUGGACACAAUAAAAAGCACCUCUUCAAACUA
Acanthochromis polyacanthus (spiny chromis) is the source of this 577-nucleotide messenger RNA. RefSeq lists its product as uncharacterized. The transcript is spliced from 3 exons. Lineage: Eukaryota; Metazoa; Chordata; Actinopteri; Pomacentridae. The record is from RefSeq and is a predicted model, not a curated record. The coding region runs from base 122 to 472 and encodes 116 amino acids.